Molecule: messenger RNA, 1059 nt
Organism: Suillus plorans
Lineage: Eukaryota; Fungi; Basidiomycota; Agaricomycetes; Boletales; Suillaceae
Exons: 3
Coding region: 1-1059 (352 amino acids)
Source: RefSeq, a predicted model, not a curated record
AUGCCUCCUGCCCGUCGUGAACGUGUUCGACGUUCUGCACGCCUCAAAUCUAAUGCUCCAUUGGACUCGAGGGCAAUGGACGAUGCAUCAACCUCUCGAGGACCGCCCAAAGAAUCAUCUGGACCACAACUAGCUAUUCAGUGGCAAAGCGACCGCACUCUGACUGAUACAUUGGUAAAUUACCUGACGACUCAAGCUGCUGAUUGUAGGGUCCUAUUUUACUCUGAUGGGAAAAAAGCAAUGGCCGCUGUCGACGACCAUCCAUCGGGGUCGGAUAAAGGCCAAAUCUACCAGAAUAUCGCCAAGCUCUUAUUUGCAGGCCACCCUAAGUAUGGUGCCGCAUACACCAUCAAUCCCAAAAAAUUCCGCAACGCAGUUGGCAACCGUAUUGGAAGGGGUAAAUACAAGAAACUUAAGGCGACAUUUAGCAGCACCGGCGCUGGUGUGAUGCCGGCUGAAGGGACCCAAGCAAAGAAUCUAUUAGCACUUUCGGAGCUGCCAUGGUACACGGAAUUAGAUGCAAUUUGGCAUUCUAAUCCGUCCAUGGCUGCAGUAACCCACUCCUCAAAGCCGGGCGUUGAUCACGCCGGCGCACUAUAUUCACUUGUUCAAUCGCGUGGUGGGGCUGGUCCCCCCACACACUUCGGCAAUACUUCGCAAUGGUCACCUCACGCUCCCACAUAUCCCUCACCUUCCAGUACUGCGCCUUCACAUUAUGGCCAAGCAUACUCUCCUGGCCCUCAUAUACCUCAUUACACAAAUACCAUUGAAACACCUCACGCUGGGAGUUCGCAAUUCGCUCCUGCUCCUGCUCUCACUUCGGCUCCUGCUCCCCUCACUCCAGCUCCUGCUCUCACUUCGGCUCCUGCUCCCCUCACUCCCACAUAUUACAGUGACCUAUCUCCGUAUAAUACGAGGGAACGGACAUGCAUAAUAUCCCGUAUGAUACGGGCCAGCGGACCAUGGGCCCAUGAUAAAAAUAUCCUCGACUAUGACGGAUGGGCCGGGAGGCAAAUUAUUCCCGAUGGAGGCGGGUGGGCCCAUGCAGGGAAUAUAUAG